CACUUUAAUUAUUAUUUGUUUAUGAAAUUCUCCCUUAGAAAUCAACAUUGUUGUUUUUAAAUAUUGUAAUAUGAAGAAAACUUCAAAAGAUUUAGCUCCACUGGCUAUCCCGCAUGGACCUCCCAUUGAAUCCACCUCUGAAUAUUUUAAGUCACGUAUGGAAACGUCUAGGAUGAUCAAAAAGUAUCCCGUCUGGGACGUAACCAGACCCACACCUCAGGUUUUGAUAGAACAAGCGCGACGAGACUUAGCGGAGGCUGAUCAAAAACUGGCAAUAAAGAGAGAGGAAGAAAAAAACAAUCGUUCUACCAUGGAUGCAAAGUGGCACGAGCUAAGAGAAAAGGAGACUUUACUAAAAGACUCUUUUAUAAGCUUUAACAAGUUCAUUAGAGAAAACCAGGAGAAGCGUGAUCGAGCCCAGCUGAAAAUGCAAGCUGACCUGGAGAUUCUCGACCGGAAGACGCAGGAGACGGAGGCUAUGAAAGCGAGGGUCGUCGAGAUGGAGGAAGUGAAAGAACUCAUGGAAAAACAAGUGCAGGACUAUGCGAUAUAUGAGGACUACCUUAUGUCAGUUGUUCAGGACUAUCCAGAAUUCAAGCAACCCUUAGAUGUUCUUAACCGAUAUGAAGCUCUCGCUGCAGCUAAAACCACGUUAGCUGAGCGACAAGAGCGAGAUUUGGAGAUGUUAGAGGAUGCAAGGCAGGAGAUCGCUGCGCUCACUGAAGAAAAGAAACUUUCCAUUAUGGGUCUUAACAACGUCCUUGCUGACCUACGAUGGCGUUAUGAUAAAGCAAGGAAUCGGGUGCUAAAAUGGGAACUAGCAUUGAACAGGCUGAAGGAGACAGCAGCCAAGCGCCACGUGGAAUUAUGCCAUGUGAAGUCCGCAAUUUGGAGUCUGUAUGUGAAGAUUUGCAAGCAAAAAGGUCUUCCGAUAGACAUAAAGCCGUCUGAUUUUGAACAGCAGCUCGUGGUUAUUAUGCGAGCCUUGAUAGAACUACGGCGAAUCUAUCAGAUUGCUCAACGCCGCUCCAAGGAAAAAGAAGGCGAUUUGAAAAAAACAGCUUAAAGUUGUCGGAAAAUCCGAAUUACUUACGUCUACUUAAAAUUAAACAAUAUAUUUUUGUA
This is a messenger RNA of Aricia agestis (brown argus), 1125 nucleotides long. RefSeq names its product coiled-coil domain-containing protein 42 homolog. Lineage: Eukaryota; Metazoa; Arthropoda; Insecta; Lepidoptera; Lycaenidae. The transcript has 7 exons. The record is from RefSeq and is a predicted model, not a curated record. The coding region runs from base 71 to 1066 and encodes 331 amino acids.